Molecule: messenger RNA, 2712 nt
Organism: Cariama cristata (Red-legged seriema)
Lineage: Eukaryota; Metazoa; Chordata; Aves; Cariamiformes; Cariamidae
Gene: PRLR
Product: prolactin receptor
Exons: 13
Coding region: 211-2712 (833 amino acids)
Biological process (GO): cytokine-mediated signaling pathway
Cellular component (GO): external side of plasma membrane; membrane; signaling receptor complex
Molecular function (GO): cytokine receptor activity; cytokine binding
Source: RefSeq, a predicted model, not a curated record
AUUCAGGUUUUCUACUUCUGAAGUGGAACCGUAGGUGCUGCCGCACCUUUUGAGGAAUAACAAGAAUCAAAUAGCUGCAAUUCAAAAAGGACUUUGGUCAAGCAAAGUGAUACGUAUUACAUGUUAAGCAUUGUUAUUGACUAUUGUAUGACGGCAUGUUUUUCAGUAAGCCUUUGAUCUGAUACUUCCACCUGAAAAGAAGCGGACAUCAUGAAGCAGAAAUUGACAUCAUCAGUUCAAAUUAUUUUGCAACUUGCUCUGACUGCAGUGGGCCUGACUGAUCAAUCAUACCCUGGAAAACCUAAGAUAAUAAGAUGUCGUUCUCUAGAAAAGGAAACCUUUUCUUGUUGGUGGAAGCCUGGCUCAGAUGGAGGACUUCCUACCAAUUACACCCUGUUCUACAGCAAGGACAGUGAAGAAAAAGUCUAUGAAUGUCCAGACUACUGCACAUCAGGUCCCAGUUCCUGCUACUUUGAUAAAAACCACACUAAUCCCUGGACAACAUACAAUAUCACUGUAAAGGCAACAAAUGACAUUGGAAGUAACAGCUCAGAUCCUCAGUAUGUGGAUGUGACAUCCAUAGUUCAGCCAGAUGCUCCUGUAAACCUGUCUCUAGAAACAAAAACAUCUGCUGGCAUAACAUACCUUUGGGCAAAAUGGUCUCCGCCUGCAUUAGCUGAUGUCAGCUCUAAUUCACAUGUAUAUCACUAUGAGCUACGACUAAAACCUGAGGAAAAGGAAGAGUGGGAGGAAACAGUAUCUGUUGGAGUGCAGACACAGUACAAAGUGUCUGCAAAGCUGCAAGCUGGGGUGAAGUAUGUUGUUCAGGUCCGUUGCAUGUUAGACCUUGGAGAAUGGAGUGAGUGGAGCUCCGAAAGACGCAUUCAGAUCCCCAAUGGACAGUCACCUCCUGAAAAGCCUACAAUAACAAAAUGCCGUUCUCCAGAAAAGGAAACAUUUACUUGUUGGUGGAAACCUGGUUCAGAUAGAGGACAUCCUACUAACCACACUUUGCUUUACAGCAAAGAAGGAGAAGAACGAGUUUAUGAAUGUCCAGAUUAUAGAACUGCGGGCCCCAAUUCAUGCUACUUCGAUAAAAAGCACACCUCUUUCUGGACUAUAUACAAUAUUACUGUGAGAGCAACUAAUGAAAUGGGAAGUAACGUCUCUGAUCCUCAUUACGUGGAUGUGACUUACAUAGUACAGCCAGAUCCUCCUGUGAAUGUAACUCUGGAAUUAAAAAAAUCAGUAAAUAGGAAACCAUAUCUGGUCUUGACAUGGUCUCCACCCCCGCUGGCUGAUGUCAGAUCUGGAUGGCUUACCCUUGAAUAUGAGUUGCGCCUAAAACCUGAAGAAGGAGAGGAAUGGGAGACUAUUUUUGUUGGACAGCAAACACAAUGUAAAAUGUUUAGUUUAAAUCCGGGGAAGAAGUACAUUGUACAGAUUCACUGCAAACCAGACCACCACGGAUCAUGGAGUGAAUGGAGCUCAGAAAAGUAUGUUCAGAUCCCUACCGACUUCAGAGUAAAAGAUAUGGUUGUGUGGAUCAUCGUUGGUGUCUUAUCAUCUCUAAUAUGUUUAAUUAUGAGCUGGACAAUGGUUUUGAAAGGGUACAGAAUGAUAGCCUUUAUCCUACCACCAGUUCCGGGACCGAAGAUAAAAGGCAUAGAUACACAUCUGUUAGAGUCAGGAAAAUCUGAAGAAUUAUUGAAUGCUCUUGGUUGCCAUGGUUUCCCUCCAACAUCAGACUGUGAGGAACUACUGAUAGAAUACCUGGAGGUAGAGGACAGUGAGGAUCAGCAACUCAUGCCGCACCAUGACAAUGGUAAUCCCAGUAAAAAUGUAAAAGUGACACCCAAGGAAACAGACAGUGACUCAGGCCGAGGGAGCUGUGAUAGCCCUUCUCUGCUUUCUGCUAAGUGCAGGGAGUCCCGCGCCCUUCCAUCAACACUUCAGACACAAGACAUAAGAGAUGUUCAAGAAAAUAAAGGAGCAAAAAGGAGCUGGGAAACUCAAUGUAUAGCCUCAGAACAGAAAAUACUCCCUUUUAACAAUGAGAGUACAAAAUCGUCCACGUGGCCUGCAGCUCAGUUACCUAAUAAUCAGCCUCCUAUGUUUGCCUACCACAGUAUUGUAGAUGCACAUAAGAUAACACUGAAUACCACAAAUGUGAACGUUCCACCAAUUUUGGUGGGAAAUGAAGAAAAGCAUCAGUCACCACAUCCUAUCAAUGAAACUGUCCACGACGACGUGGAAAAGCAAAGAGAAAUGGAGAAUUUGCAUCCCAAAACUGACCAAACCACAGUGCAGGUCAAACAAAACCGAUGUAAUGACAAGUCACCGUUUUUGAAUCCUAAACUAAUGGAUUAUGUAGAAGUUCACAAAGUCAGACAAGAUGAGGAGCCAGCAGUAUUACUGAAACAUAAAGAAAAUAGUGGAAAGACAGAAAAAUGCACUGUUCCAGGAACCAGCAAAGAAUAUACCAAGAUCUCAACAGUUGUGGACCAUAAUAUUCUAGUAUUAAUGCCAGAUUCACGCAUCCAGCACACAUCUGUGUCUCAAGAACCUGCAAUGGAAACAUCUCAGAACCUUCAGCAAGAUCAAGCUGAGAAAAAUAUGAGCUACUGUCUGACAUUUCCAAGUGAAUGCAAAAGAGAGACCAGUGGAUCAGAGUACAUGGACCCAUCUUCCUUUAUGCCCUCCUUUAAAUAA